AUGGUGAGGCCUGCUAUGAAUGAGAAGAUUGCUGAAAUGAAGCCAGCCCUUUUGCAACUUAUAAGCUCUCAUCAGUUCGCUGGGUUAGAUCAUGAAGACCCACAUACUCAUUUGUACACCUUCUAUGAGUUGUGUAGCUCAGUUGGAAUUUCUGGAGAUGACGAGGAGGCUUUGUUCAUGAGUUGGAGGGAUGUGGAGACAAAAUUUCUAGCUCGUUUCUUCCCACCAUCCAAGAAUACAGAAGCCAAGGCCGCUAUUGUUACAUUUGUGCAAGGAGUUGAUGAACCCUUGUGUGAGGCAUGGGAGAGAUAUAAAGCUUUGCUUAGGAAGUGUCCCAAUCAUGGUUUUGAUAUAGAGAUGCAAGUUCAGACUUUUUGCAAUGGUUUACAACCACAAACAAAAAUGAUUUUGGAUGCUUCUUUUGGUGGCUCUGUUUUGUUCAAGACUGCCGAUGAAGCUAUCACAAUUAUUGAAUCUAUGGCAUCUACUGACUUGCGAAGCCAACAUGGGAGGGGUCAAGCACAAAGGAGGGGAGUAUUAGAAUUGAGUACUCAAGACGCCCUCUUAGCUCAACAUAAGCUUCUUACUCAACAAAUCGAAUCUCUCAACCAACAAAUGGCUAAAUUACCUCAACAACUCCAAGCCAUGCAUGCCAAUCCUUGCCAAACUCAACAAGUUAUGCGGUGUGAUUUUUGUGGAGGUGAUCAUUCCAAUGGCUAUUGUCAAGUUCCUAGUGGCUCCCAAGGGGAAGAAGUCAAUUAUAUGGGGAACCAAGGACGCCAAAAUUUUCCUAACAAUCCUUAUCCUAGCUCUUACAACCAAGGGUGGAGAAACAAUAAUGCUCAAUUUGGAGGGAAACAAGACAUGGGUGCAUCAAGUAGUAGACUUCACCCUCCACAGCAACAACACCCACCAUUGUAUGAAAGAACUACCAAGCUAGAAGAUACCUUGCAGCAAUUCAUGCAAUUAUCCCUCCAAAAUCAAAAGAAUACAGAUGCUUCAAUUAAAAAUUUGGAGGUGCAAGUGGGACAAUUGGCCAAGCAGUUAGCGGACCAGAAGAGUGGAUCGUUCUCCGCUAAUACACAAACAAAUUCCAAGGAGCAUUGUAAGGUAGUGGCUACAAGAAGUGGGAAGACAUUUGGGGAGAGUAAUCCAAGUGAUAAAGAGAAAAAGGUGAUGAAAGACAAUAGCGAAGCAGAAGACAAAGAUGAAAGUGUAGUGGAGGAGGUGGAGAAUAAAAGAGUGAGUGGAGAGAUUGAGAAAAAGAAAAAAAAGAUUGAGAAGGAAGUUGGAAAGGCACCACCUACAAAGAAUCUUCCAUACCCACAUGCUCCUUCAAGAAAAGACAAAGAGAGACAAUUUGCAAGGUUUCUAGACAUUUUCAAGAGGUUGCAGAUCAAUAUUCCUUUUUCAGAAGCCUUAGAGCAAAUGCCAACUUAUGCUAAAUUUAUGAAGGAGUUAUUAUCAAAGAAAAGGAGAUUCAUUGAAGAAGAAACUAUUGAGUUGGAGGCCGGUUGUAACUAUAGGCCUGUGGCUCAACCUCAGAGGCGUUUGAACCCAACCAUGAAAGAAGUUGUAAAGAAGGAGGUUCAAAAAUUUUUGGAGGCAGGGAUGAUCUAUCCAAUCUCAGACAGUGCGUGGGUCAGUCCAGUGCAAGUAGUGCCCAAGAAGGGUGGAAUGACUGUAAUCCACAAUGAGAAGAAUGAAUUGAUCCCCACAAGAACUGUCACAGGUUGGAGGAUGUGUAUAGAUUACAGAAAAUUGAACAAGGCCACAAGAAAAGAUCACUUCCCUUUGCCCUUCAUGGAUCAAAUGUUGGAACAGUUAGCGGGACAAGCAUACUAUUGUUUUCUGGACGGAUGUUCAGGUUAUAAUCAGAUUGCAGUGGAUCUAGAAGAUCAAGAGAAAACAGCCUUCACAUGCCCUUUUGGUGUUUUUGCUUACAGGAAAAUGCCAUUUGGGUUGUGUAAUGCUCCAGCUACGUUUCAACGGUGCAUGCUUGCUAUCUUCUCUGACUUGGUGGAAAAAUGCAUUGAAGUUUUCAUGGAUGACUUCUCAGUUUUUGGGUCUUCUUUUGAUACUUGCUUGGACAAUUUAGACACCGUACUGAAGCGGUGUGUGGAAACUAAUUUGGUGCUCAAUUGGGAGAAAUGUCACUUCAUGGUGACCGAAGGCAUUGUGUUAGGCCACAAGAUUUCUUGCAGGGGGAUUGAGGUAGAUAAAGCAAAAAUUGAAGUCAUUGAGAAACUACCUCCACCAGUCAACGUUAAAGGAAUCAGAAGCUUCUUAGGACAUGUUGGGUUCUACAGGAGAUUCAUCAAGGACUUCUCCAAGAUUGCAAAACCAUUGAGCAACUUGCUAAAUAAGGAUACCCCGUUUAAAUUUGAUGCAAACUGUUCAUCUACUUGAGACCUUGAAAACAAACUCAUUUCUGCACCAGUGAUCACUGCUCCUAACUGGAAAUUUGGUUUUGAACUUAUGUGUGAUGCCAGUGAUUAUGCUAUAGGAGCAGUGCUAGGUCAAAGAAAAGAGAAAGUUUUCCAUGUGAUACACUAUGCAAGCAAAGUUCUAAAUGACACUCAAGCUAAUUAUGCUACAACUGAAAAAGAACUUCUUGCCAUAGUGUAUGCACUGGAAAAAUUCAGAGCAUAUCUGAUUGGUUCAAAAAUCAUUAUUUUCACUGAUCAUGCUGCAAUUAAAUACUUGUUAACUAAGUCUGACUCCAAACCUAGGCUAAUAAGGUGGAUACUGUUGUUGCAGGAGUUCGAUUUAGAAAUCAAGGACAAGAAAGGUUGUGAAAACAAUGUAGCAGACCAUCUCUCCCGACUAGUGAACAAUGAGGUAACUACACUAGAACCAGAGUUAUCAGAAGAAUUCCCGGAUGAAAAACUUUUGUCAAUCCAGGAAAGGCCAUGGUUUGCCGACAUGGCUAAUUUUAAAGCUGCUGGAGUCAUCCUUGAGGAUCUCAAUUGGCACCAAAGAAAAAAAAUGCUUAAUGAUGCCAAGUUGUAUGUGUGGGAUGAUCCUCAUUUGUUCAAAAUUGGGGCCGAAAAUCUGUUGAGACGGUGUGUUACAAAAGAGGAGACUAAUGGGCAAGCAGAAGUGUCUAACAGAGAAAUCAAGAGAAUUCUGGAAAAGACAGUUGCCAUUUCUAGAAAAGAUUGGGCUAGCAAACUUGACGAGGCUUUAUGGGCAUAUAGAACAGCAUUCAAGACACCAACAUCUUUAUCACCAUUCCAGUUGGUGUAUGGAAAGGCAUGUCACCUCCCGGUGGAGCUGGAACACAAAGCUUUCUGGGCAUUGAAACUGCUAAAUUUUGACCUGAAGGCUUGUGGGGAGAAGAGAAAGUCACAACUUCAUGAAUUAGAGGAAAUGAGACUCAAUGCGUAUCAAUCCUCAAGGCAGUACAAAGAACGGGUGAAGACUUAUCAUGAUAAGAAAAUCUUGAAGAGGAAUUUCCGACCAGGCCAAUCUGUGUUAUUGUUUAACUCCAGGUUGAAAUUGUUCCCUGGAAAACUUCGAUCGAAGUGGUCCGGACCCUUUGUUAUCAAGGAGGUUAAGCCUUAUGGAGCAGUUGAAAUUGAAGACCCUGCUUCCAAAAGAAGUUGGAUGGUUAAUGGGCAGCGAUUGAAGCCAUAUCUUGGUGGAGAUUUUGAAAGGCUGAUUGCUAAGCUUGAGCUUAGUGACCCGUAG
Molecule: messenger RNA, 3693 nt
Organism: Cajanus cajan (pigeon pea)
Lineage: Eukaryota; Viridiplantae; Streptophyta; Magnoliopsida; Fabales; Fabaceae
Source: RefSeq, a predicted model, not a curated record